AUGGGGAGGGGAGGAGGGCCUUCUCAGGAGGCUGAGAAGAGGCUCCGCACCAGCGGGAGUGACCGGAGGAAUGCCAAGGGGCCCCAUCAGGGAGGAGGGCUGCCCACAGAGGAAUGGGCUGGCUCGGGAAGCCUGGUACUGAGCUCCUCAUCCCUGGCAGUGUUCAAGCAACGCACAGAGGCCCGGUGCCUGCUUGUUGGUGUGUGCUUGGACUCAGUGGCCACUGAGAUCCCCAGCUGUGGCAUGGGGCAUUGGGGUGUGUCUCCCCCAGAGUCCCAGCGGGCACCCAGCCAGCCCGAAGCUCUGGUGGUGUUUCCGGGCCAGACGGCCAGGCUGCUGUGCUCCCUGCAGCCAGAAGUGGCCAUCUCCGAGCGGGGCAUCUCGUGGUUCCAGCAGUUCCCCGGCAGCGCCCCCCGCUUCCUGCUGUACUACUACAAUGAAGAGGAGCAGGAGCGCCGGCCGGGGCUCCCAGAGCGCUUUGGGGCCUCCAAGGAUGCCACCCACAAUGCCUGCAUCCUGACCAUCUCCCCGGUGCAGCCAGAGGACGAAGCUGACUACUACUGCUCCUUGGCCUACUAGGGCCCUCCUCUCUUCUUUCCCAGCUUCCCCCCUCCCUUUCCCAGCCCUGCCCAGAGCUCCCUGGCCUCUGGCUGGGUGACCCUGGGCCAGUCUCUUGCCCCAGCCCGGACCCACACAACCAGUUUGGGACAUUCUCACCCCUGGGCACCCCCCCAGACCUAUCCCCUCUGGGUCUUCCUCCUGCCUGGCCAGCUCCCCUGGGGCCCCUCCCUGCUGCUUCCUGCCCCUCCCCUCCAAGUGUGUAGGCUUGCCUCAGCCCCGCCUCUUCCUGCGCGUCAUCCCAUUGCUAUGGUGAUGCUGAGCUUCUGGAGCGGCUGCCCGGGCCCAAGACUCUAUUCCGUGCUGCCAGGAGCACCAAAGCUCAGAAUGAGCCGAGGCCCUUCGCUGGCGUGGCCGCCCAUGAGUCGUGUCGGUGCCUGGAGUGUGGAAGGGGGCAGAGAGCAAGGGCUCAGGCCCAGGGGGGCUUCGCUUCCUGGGGCCUUGUCCGGAGCACAGUGGGAGGGAGCUGUGCCCGAUGCCAGGAAACAAGGGAGGCAGCCCAGGAUUGAGAGGGCACGGCUGGGGGGCUUGCUGGAGGCAGCCCAGUGGGCGUCAUCAGCAAGAACACUGGCUCGGAGCCAGGCCACUGCCCAGAAUGGGCUCAGGGCCCUGGCAAGAGCGCCGCAGUGUCGGCACGCUCCCUCUCUCUCCCCGGCCACGGGGAUUCCAGGCUUGCACUUCCCGUCUCCCAGCAGCCUCCUCACUGGAAGAGGCGAUGGCAGCGUCUGCACAGGGCCGCCGGGCAUGGACUCAGGCUCCCAGGAGAGCGUGGAGCCGGGGGGCACGGUGCCCCAGGAGGACCCCCCGGCGAGCCUCUUGUGCCUGGGCUCCGGCCUGGGGAACGUGGGCGCUGGGCCGCCUCAGCAACACGACCCUCUCUAAAAGCUCGGUGUGGCCGACUUCCGCCAAGUGGCGACGGUCCCAGCCUGCGAGCAGCUCUCCGCCCGGCCUCCUGUCUCCUCGGGGACCCGCCGUGGGUCCUCUGAAAGCCCCAGAGGCUGUGUGUGCGGCCAUCUUGGUCCUCAGGAAAGAGCCGCUGGAGCCGCUGGCCAAGCAGCCCCAAGACCUGCCUCCCGGCCUCAGGCACGCAGGAGCCCACGUUGAGCGCCAGCCUCGGCUGGCUCACCCAGACCGUUCUCAGAGCCGUGAGGGAGGCGCGUGGGUCACCCGCCGCCAUCGUCCUCCGGGGCAACACCCCCAUUCUCUUGCAGGCCUCUCCCACGUGGACCGGCCACUGGGGCGCCAGAGGAAGGCCACGAGCCUGCCGUGCUCCUCGGGCCCCCUCUGGAUCGGGCCUGGGGGAAGGGGGCGCCUGCGAGAGCCGCUGUUCCACCAGCUCCACGGAGGCUGGUCCGGCCACCCGAGGCCCCCGAGGAGCCCCAGAAGGGUUGUUAGGCCCCCCGCGAUCUCUUCUCCCAAUAAAGUGCUUCGCUUUCUUCUGGA
This is a messenger RNA of Monodelphis domestica (gray short-tailed opossum), 2061 nucleotides long. The record is from RefSeq and is a predicted model, not a curated record. Lineage: Eukaryota; Metazoa; Chordata; Mammalia; Didelphimorphia; Didelphidae.